GGGGAGGAGAGAGAGAGAGAGAGAGAGAGAGAGAGAGAGAGAGAGAGAGAGAGAGAGAGAGAGAGAGAGAGAGAGACGGAUGGACGCACAGGCUCAGAGCUCUGCCUGAACCUCACCCUCAGACUCUGCAGUUGCCGGGAAUCCAUCCUGAUUACUUUGGGGUAACUGUGAGUGGACUUGGCUGGUAAAUCAAAGGCUCCAUUCCAAUGGUCCAGGAGAACGAGCUCCUCAGAGGGGCCCCCCGGCAGCAGCGGUGGCAACGCUGAUUCCACUGGGGAUGCCAAGAACUGCACCCACAUUUUCCCGUUUGUGCUGCCUGUGGGCCUGACACCUUCAGGACCAUGUUUGAUGGAGAGCCAGGCACAGGCCCAGCAGCGUCCUCGCGGAAUGUGGUACGCAGUUCCAGCAUCAGUGGUGAGGUGUUUGGUGGCGGCGGGGAGCAGGCCGGGGGCACAGCCGGGGCCAGCACUGCCAAGAAGCGCCGCAGCAGUCUGGGGGCCAAGAUGGCAGCCAUUGUGGGCUUGACCCAGAGAAGCCGCAGCUCCCUACAACUACCCCAGCCAGAAGGUGGAACUAAGAAACUACCGAGUAACAUCAGGCGGAGCACAGAGACCGGCAUUGCUGUGGAGAUGAGAAGCAGGGUCACUCGUCAAGGGAGCAGAGAAUCCACCGACGGCAGCACCAACAGCAACAGCUCGGAUGGCACGUUCAUCUUCCCCACGGCCAGGCUGGGGGCUGAGAGCCAAUUCAGUGACUUCCUGGAUGGCCUGGGGCCAGCCCAGAUUGUGGGGAGACAGACACUGGGGACACCCCCGAUGGGGGAUGUUCAUAUUGCAAUGAUGGACCGGAGUGGUCAGCUUGAGGUGGAAGUGAUCGAGGCCCGAGGCCUUACCCCCAAACUGGGCUCUAAGUCCCUCCCAGCCACUUACAUCAAGGUUUACCUGCUCGAGAAUGGGGCCUGCUUGGCCAAGAAGAAGACUCGAGUGGCCAAGAAGACAUGUGAUCCCCUGUAUCAUCAGGCCUUGCUAUUCGAUGAGGGUCCCCAGGGAAAGGUAUUGCAGGUGAUUGUCUGGGGAGACUAUGGGCGCAUGGACCACAAGUGUUUCAUGGGAAUGGCCCAGAUUGUCCUGGAAGAGCUGGACUUGAGCAAUGUGGUCACUGGUUGGUACAAACUCUUCCCCACGUCUUCUGUGGCUGACUCCACCUUGGGGCCCCUCACCCGGCGUCUCUCCCAGUCUUCCCUGGAGAGCUCUACCAGCCCCUCCUGCUCCUAGGAAGAUGGGGACCCGGACCUCAGGAAGGCGAGGUCGGCAAUGGCAGGCUGGGAUAUGUGUGUGUAUGUGUAUGUGUGUGUGUGUGUGUGUGUGUAUGUGCGCACGCGUGCACAUGUGGAGGGAUGUGGGUCAGUCUCCUCACCCCAACCCACUUGGCUCACUGUAUAUAGCAUCUCGCCAACUCUUCCUAGAACAAUCUCCUCAUGCUGUAGGCCUACAGAUUUUGAUGUCUGGGUUAUUUCAGCAGAUAGGAGAAAACUCGUGUGUGUGUGUGAGUGUGUGUGUGUGCAUUUCUGGGUAUAUAUGUGUGUGAACACAAUCCAUGUACAUGUAUAUAUAUAUAUAUAUGUGUAUGUGUACACGUUUUGGUAUACCUAUACGUAUAUGUGUGUCUAUUUUUACAUUUAUAUGUAUGCACAUGUAUCAGUCCAUGUACAUGUAUGUAUGUAUAUGUCCAGAGUUAAAGAAAACCGGGACCAUAUCAUGCAUAUACAGUCCCGGGGAAGGCAAUGGUCCAGUCCGCCAUGUCAUCGUGUCUCUUGGCCGAGGAGCCAGAGUCAUGUUUGUGUUGUCCUUCCUGAGGGUCUCUGAGGAGGGUGACCAUUCUGCUGUCCGUCCAUCUGCCUGACUCCGCUGCCUGUAACGUGAGCAUCCUCAGUUUCCCUUCCACUGUGCUGUUUCCCCCCACCCGUUUUUCCUUCUAGGAAAGGAUCUGACCAAACGAACCCUCUUCAGCACUGUUGGCCCACCCCUCCCUUUUGGGGAAUGUAGCGCCUGAUGUAGCCUGCUGCAGGCAGACCUCACCCUUGCUGCAGCCCUGCUGGGGGAGUUCUCCCCGACCCAGGAGCCUCUGCCCACUGAGGGCACCCUUCCUCAGCACUGGCACCUCAUUCAAUGGAUCUUGUAGCAUGUAGCACGUGCAGUGGGCAAGGCUCCCAAGGGAAGAAGGGGCCUGCAGUGCUUAGGAAGCUAAGACCUCUUGUGCCUCUCUGGAUGGUCCUGGACUCAUCAUUUGCUCUCAUUGCAUGUGAAACAUCUUUCAUUCCCGAGUAGCUGCCAGGAGAUGCCAAGUGUCUUUCAUAGCUCUGUCCUUCUGGGAGUAGGAGAACAGCUAUCAACCCACCACUGGGCUCUCUGAUUCCCCUCUCUCACUCAGGAGGAGACUGUCCACAUGGGGCCCGGCCGGUGGUCAGAGGAUAGCUUCGCCAAGAAUGGCUUUGAGCCCAUCAGAAGAGGGAUGUCCUGCUGCCAACCUUGAGAAGGCCACUCCCCACUCUCCACCCCAUCCCCCACCAUGGUAGUGGAGGGGGAUAAUUCCUGAAGAAAACCCUUUACCUCACCAAGGCUCUGUGGGUGAAUCCGGCCACUGCUGACAUCAGACUGGGUCUGGAGCUAUUUCCACCAAAGAGUGAGCAAAGCCCGUGGGGGGCCCCCACCCACUCAGUUCCCUGGCACUAAGCCUCUCAACUUUUGUGCCUGAGUGUCUCCAGCACUUGUACCUCUUGUCUCUGAGGGUCUCCUCAGGGAACGGGGUCCUCUGCCCUUCUCCCAAGAGUGAAACAACUCACUUCUCACCCUGGAUCCCUGGGACUACCAAGCCCACCAAUUCUUUACCAAGCAAUAUGUGCCGCUCCCCAAGUCCUUGCCUCUUUUCUGCCACUUCCUAAUGGAUUCUGGCCAGAGCUUGCCCUGGAGGAUGUACACCCUCGGUCCCCUCUGGACUGGUGAAG
This is a messenger RNA of Dromiciops gliroides (monito del monte), 3004 nucleotides long. RefSeq names its product regulating synaptic membrane exocytosis 3 (gene RIMS3). Gene Ontology annotation, biological process: positive regulation of synaptic transmission; regulation of synaptic plasticity; regulation of membrane potential. The record is from RefSeq and is a predicted model, not a curated record. The transcript is spliced from 8 exons. Gene Ontology annotation, cellular component: cytoskeleton of presynaptic active zone; presynaptic membrane. Gene Ontology annotation, molecular function: transmembrane transporter binding; small GTPase binding. NCBI's taxonomy places the organism in Eukaryota, Metazoa, Chordata, Mammalia, Microbiotheria, Microbiotheriidae. The coding region runs from base 342 to 1274 and encodes 310 amino acids.